AUGGAUACCAGUGUGUUUGGCAAUUGUGAAGUGUCCCUCAAAGACCAUUUUGAUGAUGCUAUCAUAUUGUCCAAGAACAUCAGUGAGCUUGCUACAGAAAUUCGAAGGCUAUUCAGCACCAAUGCCUUCUCGUCAGACAUGUUCCUUAAUAUUAUUAAUGCAUCAUCCCUAAGUGGCUCUUGUUUCUAUUUUGCAGGGACAUUCGUGCUGCUGGUGGUGUUGAACCUGCUCCUGUGGGAGAAAGCUGCAUCAAUUCCCGAGUGUCACACCGAAGUUGGGGGCUGCUGGGAGCCCCUUGUGGAAACCUUUAACAGUGCCAUCAACCGAGCUCAAACCAUCCAUAAUCUUGCUGAGCAAAUCCAGCAAGAGUUUUUCCACAAUGAAUUCUCUUCUGGACCAUUUGCGACUAUGCUUGUACAAUUUAUGAAAGGGAAUCAGACAGUUUACAUGGCAAGAACACACUGCCACGCUAAUAUCAUGGACUCUCCAGUUCAUGGAACUGAACACAUAAAUGUAAGAACCAAAAAAUAUUUAAAAUUGUUGAUCAAUUAUGUGGGUGCCUGGAGCAGCCCUCUAUUCCAUCUAGCGAUUGAAUUGAGUGCCAUGCCAGCUGUCCCUGAAACUAUUCUUUCAAAAGCCAAUGAGAUUGAAAAGAACAACAAAGAACUCCUGGAUGACCUUAGGUGGAUACUCACUGAGGCCUAUCCUACAGCAAGGAUGAAGGAAAAAUUCCCUACCUGGGAACUUCUUCCAUUUAUAAAAUCAAAUAACAACGAUGAUAAAUUUUUGGCAAUGUUUAACCUUUCCUUCUGCCUACACAAUAAUAUAUUCUACACUGUAAAUCAUCUCAAAACAUUGAAGUGUCGAAUAACUGGGAAAGAUUGCUAA
Peromyscus eremicus (cactus mouse) is the source of this 888-nucleotide messenger RNA. Its product is annotated as prolactin-8A9-like. Gene Ontology annotation, biological process: female pregnancy; positive regulation of cell population proliferation; mammary gland development. The record is from RefSeq and is a predicted model, not a curated record. Gene Ontology annotation, cellular component: extracellular region. Gene Ontology annotation, molecular function: hormone activity; prolactin receptor binding. NCBI's taxonomy places the organism in Eukaryota, Metazoa, Chordata, Mammalia, Rodentia, Cricetidae. Bases 1 to 888 code for a protein of 295 amino acids. The transcript is spliced from 7 exons.